ACUUUUUCUGUCAACGUGAAACGUCAAACAAGCACCACAACAUUCCGCGAACAUUGAAUGAAUUUAGUAAACUUUACACAAAUAAGAUUUCUUACACUCGGAAGUUACUUAAAAAGAAUGGGUCGUAAAAACCGCCAGUAUAACAAAUUCGCACAGCGAAAACGAGACCGCAAAGAAGCGGAAAAAAAUCCUCAAGAGAAACCCGCAGUAGACACAAGGAAACAUUAUGAAGAUAUUGUAAGGGAGAAUGCGGCCUUUGAAGAGUAUUAUAAGUCACAAAAAGUGUGCCCGUUAGAAGAAUGGGACACUUUCAUGAAGACAUUGAAAGAUAACCUGCCGACAGCUUUCCGUAUCACCGGAUCAAAGUCCGAAGCUGCAGCACUCAUGAAGUUGGUCCAGAGCCAGUACUUCUCUGAGAUUCUGAACUUAAAGUUACAUACAGAUGAAAAUGAAGGGGAGGGAGAGGAAAUCAAGCCUAUUAAUUUGUCUUGGUACCCAGGAGGUUACGCAUGGCAGCUCCGUCUCUCUCGCACAGACAUCAGACGUAACGAGGCUCUGUACAAGUUGCACAACUUCUUGGUAGCAGAGACGGCUGCGGGUGGCGUGUCGAGACAGGAAACUGUAUCCAUGAUACCACCCGUUGUCCUUGAUGUGAAGCCUCAUCAUAAGGUACUAGACAUGUGUGCAGCUCCCGGAUCUAAAACAGCACAGCUGAUUGAGUUUUUACACGCCGAUGAAGAUAAAAUGCCCACAGGAUUCGUAAUGGCGAAUGAUGUUGACAACAGCCGUUGCUACAUGUUGGUGCACCAAGCAAAGAGGUUGAACAGCCCUUGUAUCCUAAUCACCAACCACGACUCCGCCGUCAUGCCCUCACUUAUAGUGUCUGAUGAAAAGAAUCCUGGAUCCACAAAACCUUUGAAGUUCGACCGUAUACUAUGCGACGUCCCGUGCUCCGGUGACGCUACGUUAAGGAAGAAUCCCGACAUAUGGCUCAAAUGGUCGACAGGCAAUGGAAAUAACCUGCACGGCAUCCAAUACCGUGUAUUAAAACGCGGCUGCGAGCUACUAGAAAUAGGUGGUCGUCUAGUCUAUUCGACGUGCUCCUUCAACCCCGUUGAGAACGAGGCGGUCGUACACCGCGUGUUGCAGGAGGCGGGCGACAGCCUGGCGCUAGUCGACGUGGCUGGUAUGCUGCCAGGACUGCAGUAUAAGAAAGGUAUGACAUACUGGCGCCCAGCAUCAAAGGACAUGGUGUUCUAUGAGAAGUACGAGGAUGUGCCAGAGAAGUGGCAGACCGUGGUCAGGCCGCAGAUGUUCCCGCCCAAACCCGAGGACCUGGGCAAAUAUAACUUGGAGAAAUGUAUAAGAAUACUACCGCACCAGCAAGACACAGGCGGUUUCUUCGUGGCUGUCUUCGAGAAACUCUCUGCUCUACCGUGGGAGAAAGAGGAGAAGCCGAUAGAAGUGGAGAAGAGCACAGAGGAGAAGAAGGAACCCCCCAAGAAGAAGAGAAGGAUGGGCGGCUACAGGGAGGAUCCUUUUGUGUUCUUCUCAGGUGACAAAGAAGACGUAUUCCCCUCAAUAAAGGACUUCUACGAUCUGAAUACUGAUUUCGACGCGACCUGUCUCCUCACACGCUGUCACAUCGGCAAGAAGAAGAACAUAUAUCUGGUGUCCCCGAUUGUAAAGGAUGUUGUCUCGAAGAACGAAGCCAGUAUCAAGAUUAUCAAUACAGGUGUUAAGACGUUCGUGAGGUGCGAUAAUAAGAAUAUGACGUGUCCGUUUAGGUUAUCACAAGAAGGUCUUCAGAGUAUAACCCAGUUCAUAGGCCCGAAGCGGCGCCUGCGCAUCCUGCGCGAGGACCUGGUCCUGGUGCUGCAGAGCGACAACCCCAGCAAGCCGCCGGAGGUCAAACUGUUCUCAGAACAUACGCAGAAAUUGAUAGAGGGGUUUGCAACAGGCAGUUGCGUAUUAGAAUACAAAGAGGAGGAUGAAUCAGGCUUGCAGCUGACUCUGGUCGGCUGGCGCGGAGUCAACUCGCUGCGGGCCUACACCGCGACACCCGACACUGUGCACUAUCUGCGGCUGAUAGGGGCCGACUAUAGCAAAUAUGAUGUUAACAAGUUCAAGAAAGCGGAAGUCGCUGAAACUGAAGGCGACGCUGAAAAUGCCAGCAGUGACGUCACAGCCUCCGAAACAGCUGAAGCUUCCACAUCAAGCAUAGACAAACAAAAUGGCGACUCUGACGUACAAAACACGGGAUAACGUACUAUGUUUAUAGUCUAUGAUUUUUUUGUAAUACUAUCUGUAAGAAAUAUUAUAUUUUAAUAGAUAAAAAGAGUUUUUUUCUAGAAU
Molecule: messenger RNA, 2355 nt
Organism: Trichoplusia ni (cabbage looper)
Lineage: Eukaryota; Metazoa; Arthropoda; Insecta; Lepidoptera; Noctuidae
Gene: Nsun2
Product: tRNA (cytosine(34)-C(5))-methyltransferase
Exons: 14
Coding region: 58-2265 (735 amino acids)
Biological process (GO): tRNA methylation
Cellular component (GO): nucleus; cytoplasm
Molecular function (GO): tRNA binding; tRNA (cytidine-N5)-methyltransferase activity
Source: RefSeq, a predicted model, not a curated record